CUUUUUUCACCAGCAAACAUAACGGUGUCAAGCGCCGAACCGCUCACAAGUGCCUUCUUUUCGAAGCCUAUUUUCUCCGGAAACUUUCUACCCGCUCGACGUACGGAGGGCUCUUCGCGAAGCGCGAAACUGGCUCAGCUCCCAACGAACUCACUCCCGACCGAAACGGCUUGCCCUAGAGUUCAAGUCCACGAUCGGUGUGACGGCGAUCGUACGUAGUGAGCGUGAUCGACUCAACGACAGUGGCCAACCGGUGGAUGUUCCAGUCGGUCAGUUGUGGAAUUUAUUGAACCUUUUCUGCAUCAAUCAGCAGUUUUCGGCGAAGAAGAAAAUAAACAAGGCGAACUGUGUUGGGGGCAGAAACGCAGUGUGUUCCCGUUGUUCCGGGAAUUGAAAUUAUUUUAUAGUUUUCUUGCUUUCCAACUCACAAAGAUCUUAUCAAAAGUCAAAUUGUAGUGUAUAUAAAAUUCCAGUUGAUCAAAUAUCUUGACUCGAAUUCCAGAGUGCUAGUUGGAGAGUGUUGCCACAUACGGUUUUGUUAUCAGCAUGUUGGUCGAGUGUAUUGGUGAAAGAUAAAAAUACAUGCUUGUAAUUAUCACCUCGAUUUUUCACUGUUUUUGUUCUGGCAGAAAAAAGGGGGUCUUCGGUCCACAAUCGAAUGGGUGCUGCAGUAGAGUGUGCUUUCCAGUAAAUGAUGAGGUGUUCGGUAUCGUUAUCUGGUUAAAUUUUUGAAGCGAGUGCUAGUGCAUUAAAAUUUACCGUUUUUCACCUGGGAAAAAAGAGCUGAAUAAAAAAGAAAACCCACGAAAAAAAAGUAAAGCUAACCUGGCGAGUGUGUGUUUGUGCGCGCGGAAAGCGGACCAUAAGUUUUCUUUUGGACUAAUUUGGAGUUUUGUUUGAUUCCUCUUCGGCCUCGUUCGGUGGUUCGAUCAUAUUCCGACCUCUCUCUCCUAGGCGCGCGAGCAGGCAAUCCAAACCAAAUGCCUUUGUUCAAUAAGAAGAGUGCAAAAAUCUCCAACCCAUCCCCUCCCAUGACGAAAGACCCACAUCAUCCGAGUCAUCAGCAGCUGCAUCAUCAACUGGGUCACCACAACAACUACGAGAACAACAACAGCUACAACGGCAAGAAUCCACCGACUACGAUGCCCACGGCACCCCACAUCGACGACCUGAAUGGUAGCCACGAGAGCAACGUUACCAAGCCCCAGCUCGUCUUCAACUGCCAGCUAGCCCACGGCAGUCCAACCGGAUUCAUCACCGGAUUUGCCAGUGUCAAGGAGCUGUACCAGAAGAUUGCCGAAUGUUACGACUUUUCGAUGGAUGAGAUUUUAUUCUGCACGCUAAACUCUCACAAGGUCGACAUGAGCAACCUGCUGGGUGGACAGAUCGGACUGAACGAUUUCAUCUUUGCACACAAGAAAGGCCGACCGAAGGAGGUGGAAAUAGUGAAAUCGGAAGACGCACUGGGCCUCACCAUCACCGACAAUGGUGCCGGAUAUGCGUUCAUCAAGCGGAUCAAAAGUGGCAGCGUGAUCGACCGGAUUCCUCACAUACAGGUCGGCGAUCAUAUUGAGAGACUGGACGGGGUAAACGUGGUCGGUAAGCGACACUAUGAGGUAGCGCGAAUGCUGAAGGACAUCCCGACGGGAUCAACCUUCACGAUUCGAUUGGUUGAGCCGAUGAAGAGCGGUUUUCAGGGUAUUGCACCGCGCAAGGGUGGUGCGAAGCAGUCGAAGCCCGGCUAUGGCAGCGGCAAGGAGACGCUUAGGUUUAAGGCCAACGGUAAUGCAGCCAUCGAAGACGAGCACGACGACUUCACACAGCGUGGAAUAGAUGCCAUCAACUCACUGCUAGAUUCGUUCAUGGGAAUCAACGACUCGGAACUAGCGACGCAAAUCUGGGACCUAGGUAACAACAAAAACAACUCGAUGGACUUUGCGGAAGCGAUCGACGCGUCCGAUUUGGAGGCUUUUGGAUUCACCGACGACUUUAUCAUCGAACUGUGGGGCGCCGUUACUGACGCCCGGCAGGGUCGUCACAAAAGAUAAGCUUCCGACCGCGUGGCAGUUAAAUCGAAAGAAAAAAUGCCUGUGUAUACUAAAAGUCGCAACGUAUCCUAUUUAUAGACGGUAUGCGAAAAAAAAAUCCAAAAGCAUGGAAUAGUGUUUUUAAAAUUUGAGCGAUUAUAACUUAUAAAAACAGACUGUUGACUAUCAUCAACAUUCCAAGAACAGCUUCGCUGGUGUUUCGCCUUGGGCAAUAGCAUUUACGUUUGUUAUGUUAAUAAAAAUAAUAAUAACAGCUUUGUUUCCGAUAUCGAGUUUACUAAACAGUUUUAUUCGAAUCAAAACUACAGCUGAAAAGCUGUGACAUCGAGUGCUACUGGAACAAGACCGGAAACAGAAAAUCAAACAAAAAUAAAUACAUUAAACGUGACGCAAGUGAUAUGAGUAAUUUUAACUAAUUUAACGUAUUCACAUUCGGAAGUGUACUUAAAAUGGAUGAUGGAGCAAUCCUUGAGUUGGAGAUUAAAGUCAUUCACGCAGAGAGAGGAUAGUAUGGAACUUUUUAGCUUAGAAGAAGUAAACUGUUAGGCUUUGUAUACCUAAGCGAUUAUUGAGGUUACAAAAUAAUCAAAACAAUAGAAUA
Topomyia yanbarensis is the source of this 2649-nucleotide messenger RNA. It is a transcript of the gene kermit, whose product is annotated as PDZ domain-containing protein GIPC3. Bases 981 to 2048 code for a protein of 355 amino acids. The transcript is spliced from 6 exons. The record is from RefSeq and is a predicted model, not a curated record. NCBI's taxonomy places the organism in Eukaryota, Metazoa, Arthropoda, Insecta, Diptera, Culicidae. Gene Ontology annotation, molecular function: protein binding.